Messenger RNA from Delphinapterus leucas (beluga whale), 1669 nucleotides. It is a transcript of the gene GLOD4, whose product is annotated as glyoxalase domain containing 4. The record is from RefSeq and is a predicted model, not a curated record. Lineage: Eukaryota; Metazoa; Chordata; Mammalia; Artiodactyla; Monodontidae.
CCUCUAUGGGCGGUGCGGUGCUGUAAGAGUAACGGCUGGUCAUGGCGACUCGUCGGUCUCUGCACUUCGUGUUCAAAGUGGGAAACCGCUUCCAGACGGCGUGUUUCUAUCGUGAUGUCCUGGGAAUGAAGAUUCUUCGGCAUGAGGAAUUUGAGGAAGGCUGCAGAGCUGCCUGUAAUGGGCCUUAUGAUGGAAAAUGGAGUAAAACAAUGGUGGGAUUUGGACCUGAGGAUGAUCAUUUUGUUGCAGAACUGACUUACAAUUACGGCAUUGGCAACUACAAGCUUGGCAAUGACUUCAUGGGUAUCACGCUCGCUUCUAGCCAGGCCGUCAGCAACGCCAGGAAGCUGGAGUGGCCACUCAGUGAAGUGGCAGAAGGUGUUUUUGAAACCAAAGCUCCAGGAGGAUAUAAGUUCUAUUUGCAGAACCGCAGUCCACCUCAGUCAGAUCCUGUAUUAAAAGUAACUCUAGCAGUGUCUGAUCUUCAGAAGUCCUUGAACUACUGGUCUAAUCUACUGGGAAUGAAAAUUUAUGAAAAAGAUGAAAAGAAGCAGAAGGCUUUGCUGGGCUAUGCUGAUAACCAGUGUAAGCUGGAGCUACAGGGCAUCCAAGGGGCAGUUGUUCAUGCAACAGCUUUUGGACGAAUUGCCUUUUCUUGCCCCCAGAAAGAGUUGUCAGACUUAGAAGAUUUGAUGAAAAGGGAGAACCAGAAGAUUCUGACUCCCCUGGUGAGUCUGGACACUCCAGGGAAAGCAACAGUGCAAGUUAUCAUUUUGGCCGACCCUGAUGGACAUGAAAUUUGCUUUGUGGGGGAUGAAGCAUUUCGAGAACUCUCUAAGAUGGAUCCAGAAGGAAGCAAAUUAUUGGAUGACGCAAUGGCAAAAGAUAAAAGUGAUGAAUGGUUUGCUGCACAAAAUAAACCAAAGGCUUCAGGUUAACGGAAGACAUCACGUGGAACAAGCAUUAGUGAUUCCUGUCGAACACCUGUGAGGCCUGAUGUGUGCAUUAUGUGACAAAUGUUCUCACAACUUGGUGGUUUCCUGUAUAGGCAGAGAGGCUGGGUGGUGAAGAUUUGUGUAUUUUUAUCUUUGAGAGCUCUGAUAUAUCUUAGAGAGAAAAUCCUAUCAUUAUCAGUCCAUCUAGAGGAGAGCUCUUGCUGUCAUCUGUGCCAUCCCUGGAAGGGUACAUUUUUUGUGUAACUGUAUUAACAUUAGUAGUCAGUUCUUCUGCAGCCUGGGACAGCUGUAUUGAACAGGACCUUUGGUUGGGAAUGGAGGGAAUUUUGAUAAGUAUGUAGAUUUAAUGAGAACAAAUAAACCCAAAUCAAUUGCUUACAGCAGGAGUACUUCUAGUACCUGGUGACAGUAUGCUGUUCUAAUGUCUUAACUCUGGCAGGCCUUGACCAAUAAAAACUUUUAAAGAAAUUUUGUGCCUUGAACCAAAAGACUUGGUUAACGUUCCCACAUUUUUUGCUUUAAAUUUUUGAGUAGCCAGAGAAAACAGACAAAAGGAUCUAAUGUAUUAAUGUUGCUACACGCCUGGCUCUGCGCUAGUUUCUCUCCCUCUCUCUCGCUCUAUAUUUUUUUCUUUUAAUCCUCGUAAGAAGAGACCAUGUUAGAUUUCUUAGUGAUGGAUUAGAUGAUUUCUUCAGCAUGAAAAACUUUUUAAA